Hydractinia symbiolongicarpus is the source of this 1913-nucleotide messenger RNA. Its product is annotated as 2-aminomuconic semialdehyde dehydrogenase-like. The coding region runs from base 42 to 1490 and encodes 482 amino acids. Gene Ontology annotation, molecular function: oxidoreductase activity, acting on the aldehyde or oxo group of donors, NAD or NADP as acceptor. The transcript is spliced from 12 exons. The record is from RefSeq and is a predicted model, not a curated record. Lineage: Eukaryota; Metazoa; Cnidaria; Hydrozoa; Anthoathecata; Hydractiniidae.
CCUUCUUGUGUUGAUGUUUGUAUGUUUCUAGACACAUAAACAUGAUCGAAAUACAAAAUUUCAUUGAUGGCAAAUUCACAUCCACUGAAACAUACAUCGACAGUUUUAAUCCAUCCACUGGUCAAGUUCACGCGCAAGUACCUAACAGCACUGCACAAGAUGUCGACCUAGCUGUGAAAGCUGCAGAGAAAGCUAUGCCGGCAUGGCAAGCUUUGAGUCCAAAAAACCGUUCAGACAUCAUGCUAAAAAUUGCUUCGUUGAUUGAUAGUCGUUUCAAUGAGCUGGCAGCAGCUGAAUCGAAUGAUCAAGGCAAACCAUUGUGGUUAAGCAAGGCUGUUGAUAUACCUCGCGCAGCACAUAAUUUUCGUUUCUUUGCCACCGCCAUCUUGCAUCAGAUGAACGAAUCCACUCAGCAGCCAGAGUUUAACGCCAUAAAUUACACUGUACGUACGCCCUGUGGUGUGGCGGGGCAAAUCACGCCAUGGAAUCUUCCGUUAUACCUGCUCACUUUCAAGUUAGCACCAGCCAUAGCUGCUGGUUGUUGUGUGGUGGCGAAACCAAGUGAAAUGACUUCAGUGACUGCGUGGAUGUUGUGUUCAAUUCUAAACGAGGCUGGUUUACCUGCCGGUGUUAUAAAUAUGGUUUUUGGUACUGGCAAAGAUGCUGGCUCAGCAAUUGUUGAACAUUCGGACGUGAAGUUAAUCUCCUUCACUGGCUCCACACCCGUUGGGAAGCUUAUUCAAGAAAAAAGCUCAGCACAUGUGAAGAAACUCUCCCUGGAGCUUGGCGGUAAAAAUGCUGGCAUUAUUUUCGCGGAUGCUGAUAUUGAAAAAUGUAUUUCAACUUCCGUGAGGUCUGCUUUCGCCAACCAAGGAGAAAUUUGUUUAUGUACAAGCCGUCUGUUUGUUCAGAAGGAGAUUUAUGAAGAGUUUUGUACCAAGUAUGUCGACCAAGUGAGACAACUGAAAGUGGGACCACCUGAUGAUCCAGACACAAAAGUUGGUGCGUUAGUUAGUAAACAGCAUUUGGAGAAGGUAAAAGGUUACGUUGCACAGGCUGUAAAAGAUGGCGGCAUAAUAUUGUGUGGAGAGACAACGGACGGGGCUUUAGAUUUACCAGACGCUAACAAAGAGGGAUACUUUAUGCGUCCCACAGUUAUAUGUAACUUAGACGAUUCAACAAAGUGCAUGCAAGAAGAAAUAUUCGGUCCAGUUGUUUGCAUAUCACCGUUUACAACAGAGGAGGAGGUGAUUGGAAGAGCCAAUAAUGUUUCUUACGGUUUAUCGGCGACGUUAUGGAGCAAUGAUGUGUCGAAAAUACAUCGAAUUGCUCCAAAAUUACAAGCUGGUACGAUCUGGUGUAAUUGUUGGCUUGUGCGUGACUUGCGUAUGCCAUUUGGUGGGUUGAAAAUGUCAGGUAUCGGAAGAGAAUCUCAACACGAGUCUUUAGAAUUUUACUCGGAACAAAAAAAUAUAUGUAUACAGUUUUAAAAUGUGUAACUAAGUAAUUAAUUGGAAAACAAAAAAUAAGGGAGCGUCGUCACUAGCACUGCGCCCGAUCUCUACGCCCUAUCUGUACGCCCGUUCUGUACGCCCAAAAACUCUUUCCUUCAAUAUAGGGAAUUUUAUGUUGAAAUUAUCAUGACCAUUGUUUUUUGCAGACAUGAUGUCGAGCAUUUAGUCGAUAAUCGUAACACUGUCGUAAAAAGUAAAGGCGAACUUUUUUCUGGUUUAGUGAAGGUGAAAACAAUAAAAGUCUUUUUAUAAGUGAGACAGUUAUAGCUUGACUCAUGUCUUGCUUUAGGUGUAAAAUGGUAUUUAAAAAAGGAAUAUUUAAAAAAAAUUAUUUGUAGUUUUUUAGUAUUUUUUGUAUCUGUGUUUUUUAUGCAACAUAGAGAAGCAUUUUUUCAACAA